Messenger RNA from Pantherophis guttatus, 1756 nucleotides. Its product is annotated as olfactory receptor 6X1-like. Gene Ontology annotation, cellular component: membrane. The record is from RefSeq and is a predicted model, not a curated record. Gene Ontology annotation, molecular function: G protein-coupled receptor activity; olfactory receptor activity. NCBI's taxonomy places the organism in Eukaryota, Metazoa, Chordata, Lepidosauria, Squamata, Colubridae. Gene Ontology annotation, biological process: G protein-coupled receptor signaling pathway.
CUGAUGAACGGAUUAGAGAUGGAGUGAAGGUAUUUGGAGAAGACAAGGCAGAUAACGAAGGAAGAACAAGUCAAGAAGGGGAACAUGAAUUUGACCAACUGUACAAGAGUAACUGAAUUUAUUCUCAUUGGGUUGCCAAGAGUAGGGCGAAUGGAAGGUGUGAUGCAUGCAGGCAUCUUUCUGCUCUACCUCCUGUGUCUGAUGGGCAACGGGCUCAUCAUUGUGAUGGUAAUUGUGGACCGACAUCUCCAGAAGCCCAUGUAUAUCUUCCUUAGCAACCUUUCUUGCAUUGACAUUGGACACACCACAACCUUCAUUCCUAAAUUGCUGGUCAAUUAUCUCUCUGCAAAGAAUUCCAUCUGUUUCAACUGCUGCAUUGCCCAGCUGUAUUUUUACUUCUUUUUUGGGGUCACAGAAUAUUUCAUCAUCUCUUUCAUAUCCUUGGACAGAUACUUAGCCAUCUGUCAUCCUCUGAGGUACGCCACCAUCAUGACCUCUGAGGUCAGCCUGAAACUAGCAAUGGCAGCCUGGUUUGGAAGCUUUUCCUCCAUUCUUUAUCAGGAAAUAGUGGUGGCAAAUCUACCUUUCUGUACAUCCAACGUUAUCAACCAUUUCUACUGUGAUGUGGGACCUGUGUUGAAGAUUGCAGGAGGAGAUAUUAGAGUCAUUGAAGCCCUGGGAUUCUUAAUUAUGGUGAUGGUGGUAAUGUCCUCCCUGUUCUUCACCAUUGUUUCUUACCUCUUCAUCAUUUGCACCAUUCUCCGAAUGCCUUCAACCACUAGGCAGCAGAGGGCCUUUUCUACCUGUGCUUCCCAUCUGGUUGUUGUCUGCAUGUUGUAUGGGUCAGUCUGUUUUGUCUAUUUAAGACCUACUGUCAAGAACUCUUCCUUCAGUAGGAUGAAGAUCGUUUCUGUGGUGAACACUAUAGUUGUCCCAAUGCUUAAUCCUUUCAUUUACACCAUUAGGAACAAUGAAGUGAAGGAAGCAGUGUGGAAAGCAUUAAGAAAAAAGUCUCUGGCUUUUCCUAAAGUCUAACUAUUAAACAGAAGUAAAAUGAACAUUUUUGGGGGUAUAUUUCCAAAAAAUGGGUUUCAGAUAGAAAGUCCAUACAGAGAGUGGUGAGGACAGCGGAGAAGAUUAUAGGAAGCUUGCUUCCUGUUAUUCAGGAUACUGCUUAUAAGCGCUAUGUGCUUAGAGCUCAAAGCAUUGUUAGAGAUGCACACCCCCACCCACUUUAUGGUCUGUUUCUGUUGCUCCCCUCUGGGAGCAGGUUUCUAAGUAUUUCUAGCAGGACUUUCAGAUUCUGUAAAAGCUUUGUUCCAUAUGUCAUCCGUUUGGUAAACUCUCAAGAUUCGUUUUUCUCGCUAUGAACAGGUAUACAUCGAAACUAGACUGUGUUGUUUCUCUGUGUCAUAUAAUAUACGUAUGUGGGUAUACAGUAUGCAUGUAUUUAUUUAUUUAGUCAUGUUUAUGUAGUGUAUAUUCAAGGUGGUGACUCUUUGAGAGCUGCAAGCAAAGAAAUUUCAUUUUAAUAUAUGCCGAUUAGUGUAUAUUCAAAGUGACAAUAAAGUUAUUUUAAGUUCUAAAGUUCUAAGUUAAAGAACUGGAAUUUUCAAUACAGCUACGACAAUGGGUCAAUAAAAAAUAUUAAAUUAGUAACUUCAGAUGUGAGAUGAAGGCUGAUUCAUCAGGAAAACUGUAUAUUGGUGUCCCCAAAGAAAUGUAUUGAAAGAAUAAUAAAUCAGUUUUCAAAUGC